Trematosphaeria pertusa is the source of this 965-nucleotide messenger RNA. RefSeq names its product NuA4-domain-containing protein. NCBI's taxonomy places the organism in Eukaryota, Fungi, Ascomycota, Dothideomycetes, Pleosporales, Trematosphaeriaceae. The record is from RefSeq and is a predicted model, not a curated record. Gene Ontology annotation, cellular component: NuA4 histone acetyltransferase complex. The transcript is spliced from 3 exons. The coding region runs from base 1 to 549 and encodes 182 amino acids.
AUGGCGGAGAACGCGCCGCCCGCAAGCGCAGGAAACACAGCGACUGAUGCCUCGCGCGGCAUGCCCUACUACGAGCGACUGCGACGCGACCUGCGAGAGUCCCUCCAGAGGAAACGCGUGAUAGACAACAGCUUGGCACAACUUGAAGACAACAUCCUCCGCGUCGAAACGCAGUACCUCGAAGAGACCAGCGCGGGGAAUAUCAUCAAGGGCUUUGACAACUAUAUCAAAGGAGCAGCGACGACUUCCACGACAGGCGGAGCGGGCACUGCGACACGGCGGAAGGCCCCGAUCAGCGAGGUGGACAGGAUAUUCAGCCGGAGUUCGAGCAGCUUUCUGAGGGAAGCAUCGACUCCUGGAUCGGCGCAGACAACGCCGUCACAUGCUCCCACACCGACUUCCUCCUUCCCCACCCGCGAAUCCAGUCAGCCGACACCAAACGGAGCCAACAAGGCCGGCGCAGGGAGCAAGAAGAACAAGGCCGGCGAUGAGGACGAGGCGGAAGGCAAACCGCCGAAGCGCAGCAAGAUUACGUACGGCAGAGAGUGAGGAGGCGGUCUGUUCCUAUGGGAAGGAAUGGGAUACCAGAUAUGGGAUAUGCUAGCGCGGUUGCGCGUACUGUAUCGCUUGCGAAGCCACUCGGCGGGACCGUUUCACGGCGAGAUUGAAAGGUCGAUCGACAGAGGCAUCCAGGAAUUCUGUCCAAACGGUGGUGGCGGCUUGAAUUCCUGAGUGGAUUGUGGUGGUAGGCGAGGUACCGGAUCGACAUGCUAAAAUCGCGGGGUACCGUCACGGGAGCGGCUUGUUAUCUCAUUGCGAGAUAGAGUACCGGAAUGUGCACCUGUCGGAAGCAGCACUGUCCGGUUUCGCAGGUGGAGCUCGUUACUGUUAGGCAUUCAUCGUCGCUCGCCUCGAGCGAUGGAGUGGUUGAGACAGACGGUACGUGAUGCUUGGCACAGGGAAGC